CCGUCGGUUUCCUGCUGCACUGAGAACAGAGCGGCGGCGAGACAGACUGGGAAGCUUGAACAUCACCAUCAAAACCAACAGCACUGUACAAUGAACCUGUUAGCAGUAUCUCCUUCUCCUGAUAUCCGCGUCGUCACGGUCAUACUGCUGGCGAUGGGCCUGUCUACUCCUGGGAAAGCAGAAAUCACCAGUCUGGACUCGGGCAACAUUGAUGACAUCCUAAAUAAUGCUGGGGUGUCUUUAGUGAAUUUCUACGCUGACUGGUGCAGGUUCAGUCAAAUGCUCCAUCCAAUAUUUGAGGAGGCGUCGAACAUAGUAAGGGAAGAGUUUCCUAACACCAACCAGGUGGUGUUUGCUCGUGUUGACUGUGACCAACACUCCGACAUAGCCCAGCGGUACCGCAUCACCAAGUAUCCGACACUGAAGUUGUUCCGCAAUGGGAUGAUGAUGAAGAGGGAGUACAGGGGUCAGAGGUCAGUGGCAGCCAUUGCAGACUUCAUCCGCCAACAGCAGGUGGACCCUGUGAAAGAGAUACAUUCAUUGGAGGAGAUUAAUACUGUAGAUAGAAGUAAGAGAAAUAUCAUAGCUUACUUUGAAACAAAGGACUCUGACAACUACCACACAUAUGAAAAAGUUGCCAACAUCCUUCGUGAUGACUGCACAUUCCACGCCUCUUUUGGCCCUGUCUCUGAGCCUGAGCGCAUCAAUGGAGACAAUGUUAUCUACAGACCCAUGGGGGACAGCGCCCCUGACAUGAUCUACCUCGGCUCCCUCACCAACUUCGACCUGACAUAUGCCUGGACGCAAGACAAGUGUGUGCCUCUGGUCAGAGAGAUCACUUUUGAAAAUGGAGAGGAGCUGACUGAAGAGGGAAUCCCAUUCCUCAUCUUGUUCCACAUUAAGGAAGACUCAAACAGCUUAGAAAAGUUCCAACAUGAAGUGGCUCGCCAGCUCAUAGGAGAGAAAGGGUCCAUUAACUUCCUGCACGCGGACUGCGAGAAGUUCCGCCAUCCUCUGCUCCACAUACAGAAAACUCCCGCUGACUGUCCUGUCAUCGCUAUAGACUCCUUCAGACACAUGUAUGUCUUUCCUGACUUCCAAGACCUCGGUAUCCCUGGCAGGCUGAAACAGUUUGUGUUGGACCUUCACUCUGGAAAGCUACACAGGGAGUUUCACCACGGCCCUGACCCCACAGACAGCACGCCCGGACAGUUGGAGGCAGCAGGAGAAGUGGUCAGCAGCCCUCCAGAAAGCUCUUUCCAGAAACUGGCGCCCAGCGAGACUCGCUACACCAUCCUCACAAGGGACCGUGACGAGCUGUGACCCUCUGUUGCCCUCCAGUGAUCCUGUGACUCAAUGCCACGCCCCCGGGGGUCAGGGAAGGGGUUAGGGUUGGGACAGGCCAGCGGGACAGAACAGCAACACCCAACACCCUUACUGAAGAGAAGGAGAUGUAGAAAUGGAGAAUGAAGAGGAAGUAGGAGGAGAAAAUGGAGGAGAAAAGAGAAGCAGUCCUCGACACAACCAUGUUGGAUUAACCUAUAUUUUCAUAACUCUUUCACGUACAAUUUUUAUUUUGGAUCAAAAGGAAAUUGGGUAAAGGGGAAAAUCGUGUGUGGGCAGGGGUUAGGGGCAUCAAAAGAAGUGUUUUUACUUUUAUUUUUUUGGAGCUUGUAAAUAUGUUUGUGCUACAUGGGAGUCUCAGUGUCAGUCUAAAUUAAAUACGGAGUUUCCUUUGUUUUAUUCCUUUUUCUUUCAUCACCUGGUUUUUUUUUUUUUUUUUUUUUUUGUAGAAAAAGAAACCAGAGCAGUUUUUGACUCCAGUCGUACGGUUCUUAUCUGUGGGUAGUCCAGCCUGUCUUUAGGAGAUAGUCUCACUGACCUCAUAGCUGCAUCUCAAUAUGAUCAACUCAAAUCUAAAUUCAUUUUGUACAGCACGAGUAAUUACAAUAUGCCUGCUUGAGUAGCUUUCCCUCCAUUUCUUCUCCACACACACACACACACUCUGAAGGAAUAGAAACAUAUUUUUAAAUAACUGAGCAGGCGUGAUAUAAAUUUGAAAGAUUGAUUUGAGACAGAAGUUAAGGAGACAAAGCUACUCCGCCCUAUUGAGAUGCACCUCCCCCCCCUCCCCUCCCCUGGUUCUAAAUGGUUUUGGAUAACGAUGUCUCUUACAGUGCAUAUACAAAGUAUUACCCCUCUUGGACUGUUUCUUUGUGUUACUGUUUCAUAAUACUGACUAACAAUGGAUGUAGUCAGGAUUUCUUUCUCUAAACUCAGAACAGAAACGAUGUAACUUGAAAAUGAUUUUACGUCAUCCCAUCUUGAGGGCUGUUUCAGCAGCAUCAUGCUGUGUGAAGGCUUCUCUGCUGAAGACCCUGGACAAUGGAAGGUUACAUUUAAGCAUUAAAAUACAUGCACAUUUCUGUGGAAACAUGAAUCUUAGUUUGUAUAUUUUAUAUCAAGAAGACUGCAGACAUGAAGUCAAAUAUACAAUUGCUUCAUUAAAAGGCUGUGUGAAUGCCUGAGAUUGGAAAAUUCAAUGUCCAGGCCUUAGGUCAGUCCAGAAUUAACGUCAGGACUUGACAAGCAUGCAACUUGACCAAAGUAGCCUUAAAGGAAUCAGUGUCCAGAUGUGUAAAGCUGUUAAAGGCUUACUGAAGUAGCCCUCAGGCUGUUAGUGCUACCAAAGGUGCUUCUAUUGGUCGUUUUAGGACAUGAAUACUUGUGCAAUCAAGAAAUUUGUUAAUUGUAUCCCAAACCUCUCCAGGGCGUCUUACAUACUGAUAACCUCACUACUGUAAAACAGUAAAACAUUUCAAAGUCAAUGCGGGGUGAAUACCUUAUAAAGGCACAGUAUUUUCCACGACAUCUCUAAUGUGUGAUCCUAGGAGUGAAUUAGAGGAAAGAAAUGGUGUACUUUAACGUGAUCAGGAAUUUAUGAAAUGGCUUUUGUUUUGGCUGUUAACCUGUUGAAAUGUGUAGUCAUGCAGAGGGAGAAAAAGACUUGGUACUUUCCAGGAUUUUAACAUGCUCGGGGAGAAGGGGCCCAUGUGAUCAGCGUUGGUAAAAUAGUCUCCCACUUUAUACAACUUCAUUAAAACUGGUUUCAUCUCUUUAAAUGUCUGUGGUUUCGGUACAAGAAUGGAUCUCUGGGGUCUACUGAACAGAAAUGAAUCUUAAAGACAAGGCCAGAUUGAGAGUAUGGGGGGGACCCUUCGAAUAGUUUGUACUGUGCUCCCUGCCCUUCCAUUGAGGCCAAAAAAGAUGCCUGCAUAGUGACAUAUCAGCCCACAUACAGGAGAACAAAAGAGGGGUGGGGGAGGGGGGAGUGUGAUGCCAUCUCUGAAAUAGUCAUCUCAGAGGGGAGGAAGAGUAUACAAAAAAAAAUGAAAGUAAAUUAAAAACCAUUUUACAGGA
This is a messenger RNA of Labrus bergylta (ballan wrasse), 3420 nucleotides long. RefSeq names its product endoplasmic reticulum protein 44 (gene erp44). Lineage: Eukaryota; Metazoa; Chordata; Actinopteri; Labriformes; Labridae. Gene Ontology annotation, cellular component: endoplasmic reticulum-Golgi intermediate compartment; endoplasmic reticulum membrane. Gene Ontology annotation, biological process: protein folding. Gene Ontology annotation, molecular function: protein disulfide isomerase activity. The record is from RefSeq and is a predicted model, not a curated record.